UGUGUCUGACACAGUCGGAGCUUUAAUAUUGAUGGAAACAACUAGUUUCGACUUUGACAGCACACGUGAUAUUGCCUGCGACAUGUUAUAAUGUUCGCAGUGCUACUGAGUUUUGACAUCUCUUCCAGUCCACCUUUUGUCGUUUAGUCUAGCGAAAGAAGAUUUCACUAUCUCAGUUGAAACCAUUCGUAUUUCCCGCGAAUCUACGUCUCGCUGCACCGCCUGCUGCGACUCGCCAGUACGAACUCGUCGGUCUGGUUCGCGCAGACAGAAUGCCGGUUAAAAGAGGUGAAGUCAACAUGAUUGUUCCAGUGCAUAACAUAAUUUGCCGCAACUAUAAAUUUAAGUGGCGCGCUCAUCAUGUCCGCCGAAGAGUUGCCCGCACUUCUGCGCAGCUGGGGCUUGGGUGACGACGCCAUCAUCCGGUCGUUCAGUGAUAAUGAUGUGUCUGUAGACCGUCUCCUCGGGCUGACUGAUGACGAAAUCAAGGAGCUCAUUCCGAAGGUUGGUCCUCGCUCAACUUUUAAAUCGAAGCUCAAAGAAUUCGCCCCAGCUCUUCAAGCCAGAACUCCCUCAACAUCAGCUACCUCUACCGGUAAUGAUGAGCAGAUUGAACCAGAUCUAGACGAUGUUGAUGUUGAUGAUGGUGAACCAACUGCUAAGAAAGCUCGACAAGACACUCCCAGCGUCAGUCCCGAUGAAUUUCGGGAGAGUUUAUUAAAGGCGCCGGAAGUCAAUAACCUCCACACUGUCCUCAAAUCCCAGCUGCGUGGGUUAAUGGUGUUAGGUCAUCACAAAACCCACGAAGUUUUAGACAGCGACUGCAGAGACCACCUCUGCGAGCUUGUCAUAAACAACGAGUUGGCUUCAGAUCAUUCUAAACUGUAAGUAAAGUUAGA
Molecule: messenger RNA, 899 nt
Organism: Frankliniella occidentalis (western flower thrips)
Lineage: Eukaryota; Metazoa; Arthropoda; Insecta; Thysanoptera; Thripidae
Exons: 4
Coding region: 361-888 (175 amino acids)
Source: RefSeq, a predicted model, not a curated record